Messenger RNA from Mauremys reevesii (Reeves's turtle), 6024 nucleotides. Its product is annotated as fibrous sheath-interacting protein 2-like. The coding region runs from base 382 to 5964 and encodes 1860 amino acids. NCBI's taxonomy places the organism in Eukaryota, Metazoa, Chordata, Testudines, Geoemydidae. The record is from RefSeq and is a predicted model, not a curated record. The transcript is spliced from 24 exons.
GCUAGGCAUAGGACCUACUCAGCUCUUGGAUAUGCCACUUGGUGCCAAGCUCCCCUUGCUACCAGGCUCCAAUACAUUGUUCUAUAGAACAAAUCUGGGUGAAAAGGACAACUUCGUGGAGCUGGGUAUUGCAACCAACAGAGUGUUUGGCAGUAAGGCAGUAAAUGCUUGUUGUACCCCAUCACAGAAGAUUAUUUAAUAACUGCUCACUGCAUGGUUUCUUGUACCUUCCUCUGAAGCAGCUGGCACUAGCCCCUUGGGAGACAGAAUACUCGACUAAAUGGACCCAUGGUCUGACCUGGAAGGGAAAUUCGUAGGUUCUUACAUGUGCUUUAUCAACCUCCUAGUGGCUUUGAUCUUGGUGAUCCUUACUGUCGCUUAAUGACAACAAAAUAUAGAAGUCUACAUGAUCCACAUUUGCGUUCCUAUUACAAGCGCAAAAAUAAUCUACGGAGAUUAAAGAAAGGAGGUUAUGUCACCAACGAUAACAAAGUUGUGUGUACACUAAAGGAAUUCAAUGAAUACCGGCAGUAUCUGACCACCCUCAAGUUAGAGUUUGAAAAAAAUUAUAUGAGAGAACAAAAAAUGCUUGAGAAACAAGUGACAAAACUACAGGAUCCCAUUCUGCUUCCAGAAGGUGCUGACACCUCUCACUUCAGAGAGUGGCUGCUCCGAGAAGAAAGAGAAAAUUUACAAGAACAAGAAAGACAGAUGAGGAACAGAUAUGUAGAUAUGAUUAAUAAAGAACUGGAAAAAAUUAAGUGCAUCGCAGAAGAAAAACAUCUCCUUCAACAGGCUGAGGAAGAGAAAAGGCAACACGAAAAAAAGAAAAAGAAACAACCUAUUCUUCAUAUAAAAAUGGAGGAGGAAUGGAAGCAAAAAGAGAUGUUACUUCUGCUGAAAAUUGGAGAGGAUGUGAAACGAGAAGCAAGAAUUGAGGAACUGCGAAGGAAAAGAAGAGAAGAGAAAGCUAAAAAGAAACGAACAGUGCUAGAGAAAAAAAUGGCAUACCACCUGAGAAAAUUGCAAGAGCAUACUUAUCAAAGGGUAGAAUUUGAAAGUCAUGUAAAGUGCCUGAAUAAGCUGUUAUCUGAAGACCCAAAGAUUAAAAAUCAAGGAGAUGGUGCAACGAGUCUCUCUCGGCACCCUUCACUUCUUAACAAAAAGGAAAUUUCAAAAUCAUCACUCUCUUCAGUAACAUCUCAACCUACCUCUGAUGCGGUCAUGAGCAAGACCAGAGGCUCCUUAAAGAAAUAUUUAUGCUCUGGUAUCGAUGAGAAACUUUUGGACAAAAAGCCAAGUAGGGAACAUGAACUGGGCCAGUCCCCCUUGCCCAGAAGCAGCAGCAUCAAUGACAAACUUUCCUUAUAUGCCUCUGGUGAGUAUUCCCUACAAGCAACCAGCAGCACCAUUGGUGAUCUUUCCAUCUCUGCCUCUGUGGAGCACGGUGAAGAAGCAGUCAGUAGCAGCACUAGCAAACUCCCCAUUUCAUCCUCUGGAGCUAAUCUCUCUAGUCAACCUUCAAUUAAUGGAAAAGUGUUUACAAUAACUUCACUCUCCUCAGUUGUCUCUCAACAGGGCUUUGAUGAGAUUGCUAAUAAUGUCACAGAUGCGAAAAGAAAAUCUCUUCAGAAACAAGAAGUGCUAGAGAACAACAUGGAAUUGCAGGAGCAUGAUUAUCAAAGGGAAGAACAUGGAAGUCAUGAAGAGGGCCUAGGAGAUAAUACACGGAGUCCCUCUCGUCAACCUUCACUUCUUGAGGGAGAGUAUGUUACAAAACCAUCACUCUCUUCAUUAACAUCUCAACCUACCUAUGCUACCAUCAUGAGUAAUACCAGACACUCUUUACAGAAUGAUGUAUACUCUGCUGUUGAGGAGACUGUUUUGGACAAAAAGCCUAGUAGGGAGCAUGAACUGGGCCAGUCCACUUUGCAAGAAAGCAGCAGCAACAAUGACCAACUUUACUUAUCUGCAUCUGGCGAAUUCCCCCCACAAGCAUCUAGCAGCUACACUGGCAAAGUUUACAACAGUGAGAGCAGCAGACCUGACAACAGCAGCAAUGUUGGUGGCUUUUCCAUCUCUGCCUCUGGGGAGUGCUAUGAAGAAGCAGGCAGUAGCAGCACAGGUGCUAUUCUUUCUAAUCGACCUUCACUUAAUGGAAAGUCUUUUCCACAAACGUUCCUCUCUUCACUGGUCUCUCAGCAGAGCUUUGAUGAGAUGGCUAAUAAUGUCACAAACAGAGCACUUUUCCAGAACACCAUAACUGAAGAACUGAACAAUACAAUAGAGAAUAUCCUGACACGGGUCGUGGCUGAAGUAACAAGUAUCUUAUACCCAGCAGUAACUGAGUAUGAAGAGAGAAUUAGAGAUACAGUAUAUACAAUAUCUGAAGAGUCAGCAUUCUCUUCAGACAACUCUAGUAGCUGUAGCACAUGUAAUGAAGAGCUCUUUGAUGUGUUUGCAAGUCUUCCAUCCUCCAGUACCAGAAAGAUCAUCUUUACAGAUACAAGCAUAAAAGCUACCAGCUCACCAAGUGAUCUCAAGAUAGUGACAGGAGGGAAGCCAACUCCAUUGCAAUCUCAAAAAUCAUCUUUCACAUCUCUAUCAAAGAGCACACAGAGGUCUCUGGAAAGUGAAUUUUGGAAAGAAAGUGUUCACAAGGGGAAAACAGCAACACCACCUCACUAUCAUACUGAAAGUAUUUCGAGAUUGCGCCGGGAAGUUGCGGGCAUGGGAGCUAUGUCUAAGUUUCCCACGAAGACUUUCAACACAGAGAAGUUUCCUUUUAGCCAAACUUAUUUUAAACAUGAAUCAGCAACAAAAGAUAGCAAGCCAAAAAAAGGUCUGAUUGGUGAGGAUAUUUUUUCAGACUUAAAUCAAGAUCUUCCUAAAGGAGGUAUUUUUAAAAAAGUGUUUGACAAGCAAACAGUAACAGACGCAAAUGACAACGACAACUUGAAAAUGCUACAAGUGGCUGAGAAUGUGGUCAAGGAAGUUUUUAGGAGAGUAAAAGAUCUAAGUGAUUCUGUCAGCAUUUUAAAGAAAGCUCCCAUUGAGCUUAGUGAAAGAUUGUUCUGUAGUAGUUUUAAAAGAACUGAAUUUCCUGAAACUUUUCAUAAAGAGUUCCAGAAAGAAAUUGGAUUAGUUGCUAAAGAGAUUGUAGCGACUGUUUUUGAUAACUUUCACAAGUGUUUGGUGUCUAGCAUCACUAUGGCAUCAGACCAAGAACCUGUAAUAAGAAGGAAAGACCAGGUCCCUGGCAGAAGAACUAGCAGAGUUUCUAAAUCAGAAAAAAAGAAGAUCAUGCAAGCAGAAUUGCCUGCUUAUGACCCAACAUUUUCUUCGUUUACUAUUGAUAAAAUAGCCAAAGAGGCCGUGGAAAGUGUUGUAUUCACACUAGAGUCAUUUGUAGCCUUUCAGUUUAAACAUGACUUUAAAUGUAAAUUUUCUGAAAUAGUGAAACUCCCCGUUGAAAAUAUUUCUAGUGCACAACAGACACCAUUCUUAAGGUCUCUCUCAACCCAGAUAGCAAAUGAAAUAGAGGGAUCAUCUAAAGCAUUUGAAGGUGAAAUGCCAGGAACUACAAGUAAAAGAACACUGCCAACCUUAGAAAAAUUCCAGAGUUCAUCAGAUGUAUCAAGGGUAAGCAGUAUGAUUACAAAGGAAAGCAUAGAAAGUGCUAUUGUCCAAGUGCAAGGUCUCCAUUCAGAAUUGAACAUUUAUGCUACAAUUGCUGUUAAUAAUGUUCUUGAAAUCUUCAAGCGGAAGCUAGAAAAAGAAAUUAGCCAAAGGCAAACAAUCCCAUUGUAUGAUGACUCCGAAGAAAACAUUAUGGCAGGUGAGAUAAUUGGUACUGUAUUAGAUCGAUGUGCUCAGCCUCAAACUGAAAUUACUUUGGAAUUGAAAUCUGGGACUCUUGAUAUGGAAAAGUCUGGACGAACAUUUGGAAAUAAUAAAAUUCAUGGCCAAGGUGUUGCAAUGUCAGAAGGAAUAAAACUGCCUGCUAGAAAAUUAAGAGAAAUGGACCCAAGGGAAAACUUUCCACCUAUCAAUGUUCCUGGAAUGGUGAUUUAUUCUGAGGAAGAAACAGAAAUGGAAGAGGAAAUUCCAUCUCGUCUCUGUCCAACAAUCCACAAAUUCUCAGACCGGGAUGCUCACACCUCAUCAGAGGUGACCAAAAAGUCUAUGUACUACAUGUCAGCUCCCACAACAAGACCUUCUAGACCAUCGCUGGGAACAAUAACUAAACAAAGAGCAAUUAGCUCCAGGAUGACUCUACCCCCUAUUGGUAAGCAGUUUCCAAGAAAACCCUUCUCUCCACUGGGCGUGAUGAAAUCUCCCAGAGAUGAAACAAGGCAUAGGCAGGUGUAUGAAGAGCACUGCCAGUUCAUGUCAACACAUGAAACCAAGUAUCAGCUACCACAAUCACAAGAUUGUGCAUUACCUGCAAUAGUAGUAGAAGAAAUAAUAAGUAAAUUGGUGUCUACAAUCUUAAACUCCGUUUGUAGCACAAGCCUGGAACACACAAGAUGUUUAUCAAAAACCGAAGUGAAUGAGAUUACGGACACACUUAAACAGUCAGUAAAAAAAAGAAUGUCCAAAAAUAAAAUCAGUCUUGUAGGAGCUGCAGAUGAAGACCAACAUUUAAAUCCAGGGUAUGAAGAUAUUGUUAAUCAAGUGGUUCAAAGCAUUUACAAUAGUGUCUUGCAAGAAACUGGAUCUCAGCCAGCCCUUUAUCACGAUGUCACAAAUUGCAGAACAAUUUUUCCUGAACGAACAGCUAGUCUAAUAAUAAAUGAAAUCUCCAGUGGCCAGCUAAUACAUUCUUUUAAUGAAGAGUCACCAACUGAUAACUGCAGUGCUACAGAGGUUGACAGUACUGCUGACAAAGAUCUUUCAUCAGUCUCCAUUCAAAUAAAUAUUGAGGCAGGAAGUUCUAGACAGUCAAUGACCGAUGCAAAUGGGCAUCCAGCAGAAACACUGCUACAAGAAGAAGAGCUACCAAUUGAAAUAAUUGCUCAUAUUAGAGACAAACCGUUAGACAUAGAUCCAGACCUUAUUUCAGACCAUUUAGCAGUUAUUUCCAUAAAAACAGAGCCUAUUGAGAAACUGAAUGAAACAUACAUAAGUCAUUCUGGACUAGAGCUACCAGAACUAAGAAAAGCAUCGAUAUCUAAAUCAAGUAUGCUAAGUACAGGUACUGAAAGUGAUAUAGAGAAAAGGAGAGAAAGACGGUCCUCUGUGAAUGCUUUAGGACGACUAGAUAUCAAACCAAAGGAUGUUGUUUGCAGAAAUUCAUUUCAGAACCUGAAGAAACCUGAUGUCACCAGGGUGGAACUUCUAAAAGAUGUCAAGAGCAAGGAGGAACUUAUUUUACGACUCGUCUCAUAUGAUAUUCAACAUGAUGAAGACGAGGAUUUUGAACAAAUUGUAAAAGUAGAUUCCGCUUCGGUUUUUGAGAGCCAGGAAUAUGCAGCAGUGGAACAGGAAAUCAUGCCUGCUUAUGAGAGUGCCCCUUUGGCUGAUAUGUGGAAUAAUGUAAUUGCUGCCCAGGCCCCUGAGAAAGCGGAUCAGUACAAGAUUAUGGAAGAAACAACAUUAACUAACUUGGCAGGCCCUAAAUUGGACAUAGAUGUGCUGUCUGCUGUAAGCAAGGGCAUCCCAUGUUUAAGUGAGAGUGAAGUUCCUGAGACCCAGGAGAAAGAUCCAUAUGUUAACAUGCCCCACGCUCAGGAUACUGAAGACACAUUAAGGAUGUCUGAGAUUGCCUUGUCCUGUGAAGAUGCUGGAAAUAAAGGCUCCUCAUUACAAGAGAAAACAGGAGAUGCUGCUGUUUCAGAGUCCUCCACUCCCAGUCCAGAGGCUUUAGUGCCUGAGAAGGUGCCUGGUGUUCUGUCCACAGUUUUCUCACAAUCAUGCAGCAGCACAAGCGACAUUUCAUUACCAUCCCCAGCAGCCCCUUAGAAAAUUCAUACCAGAUGCAAACUUGUAUGUCAAAGAGAAUAAAUCGCUUAUUCAACUAUU